Molecule: messenger RNA, 1436 nt
Organism: Aspergillus brunneoviolaceus CBS 621.78
Lineage: Eukaryota; Fungi; Ascomycota; Eurotiomycetes; Eurotiales; Aspergillaceae
Product: 25S rRNA (adenine2142-N1)-methyltransferase
Exons: 1
Coding region: 113-976 (287 amino acids)
Cellular component (GO): nucleolus
Molecular function (GO): rRNA (adenine) methyltransferase activity
Source: RefSeq, a predicted model, not a curated record
UGCUUCUACCUAAGCCAGGGCGUUAAGCGGUCAAGUUCUCCUACGUAGGCAUCGCGUUCGCUCGUGUAUUGCUGUGGGAUUCGAAGCGGAAAUAGCGAAGCACCCUACCGCCAUGAUAGACUCCAAAAGACAAAGGCUCAAAAGGCCCACUCUUCUUUCUCGGACUCGCCCACCAACAAUCAAGCCAGGCCACGCAAGCCUCUCGUCAAAAGCGACCCGAAACCUCAUUCGCUCACAUCACAGACUACUCAAAGCACGAACGCAGGCUUCGCAGACCGGCGAUGCAGCCUCAGUGGCUAAAAUUGAUGCCCAGAUCGAAGAAAACGGUGGUUUGGAAAGCUACCAACUUGCGAGCAAGCUGGGCCAGUCGUCCACUCGCGGUGGUGAUUCCAGCAAACUUCUGGUUGACUGGCUAGCCCCACGACUACAGCCACUGGAAGGCAAACAUUACAAAUAUCGUGUGCUCGAAGUUGGAGCGCUUAGCACCAAAAAUGCCUGUUCCUUGAACCAAUCGCUUGAAGUCACUAGGAUCGAUCUGAAUUCCCAGGAGGCAGGCAUUUCGAAGCAAGAUUUUAUGGAAAGGCCUCUUCCAGAACACGUGGGCGACCAAUUUCAUGUUAUCAGUCUCUCUCUAGUCCUCAACUAUGUACCGGAUGCCCUCGUCAGAGGUGAAAUGUUGAAGCGCUGCACAUCUUUUCUGGUCAAAUCGCCACCAUCUGGUCUUUGUCAAGAUGCAUGCUCUUGCUUGUUUCUCGUUCUGCCAGCCGCCUGCGUUUAUAAUUCUCGCUACCUUACGGAAGCCCGGCUGUACGAUAUAAUGUCAAGCAUGGGGUUUAUUCUGUCAAACAGCAAGAAAACUCAUAAACUUAUCUACCAACUCUGGGAAUAUACUGGUAAUUCCAACCCCAGGUCUUUCGCCAAGGAAAUGCUGAAUCCUGGCAAGGUCAGGAACAAUUUCGCCAUCAUUGUCAAAUGACACAUCCGUGGCAUAAGGCAUUAACGCAGAAGAAUAAGGCAUUAACGCAGAAGAAUAAGGCAUUCAGUGUCCGGAGCCUCACAAUGCAGAAAUGGUUUCCUGCGGUAUAAAGGACCAGGCAGUCCCAAUGAGCGCUAGUAUCGAAGAAAUGACUAGCAAAGACCAGUUCAGUAGUCGCUCUCGUGGGCUAAUCUCUUUGCCGAAGAUCUUCAAGUGAAAUGCCAGCGGCAGGAUAAUGCAUAUUGUGAAGCACAGAGCCGAACCCAUCAGCGCCAUAAUUCUGUCGAAUGACGGGAAGAGAACUGCCAUGCAAACAAUAAGGACGAUCACCGCUAUACGUAUCGCGGCUUUCGAAGCCUCGCGCAGCACAGAUUUCAUCGCUCCAUGCUGGCUUGAUUGUCCUUCCGGACGCGGAACAAGUCCACAAAGAACCUCGAUGGUAGCCACGAGAGGCCGGCAG